AUGGCUAAGCCAAAGGGCCCUCGCGCCACAUUAUCUGGUCUUAUAGCCUCGGACUCUGAGGACUCGCAUUUUGCCGAACCUAAAGCAGUGCCCAUCUUAGAUUCCACCGCAGAAAACAAGGCGCCCGCAAAGAAACCCCGUGGAAGACCAAGGACCGCGGCUGCGAAGGUUACCAAAACGAAAGCUGCGCCUCGGGCAGGUGGGCGCCUGAAUACGAAAGAAAGUGAAUCUGCACCACCAGUAGAAAAUAAGAGCAGGAGGCAAGCAUUGGCAGAUAAGACGAAUCAGCAGCAUGACAGCGAUAUGGAAGAAGUCGACGAUUUGGGGGCCUGUGAGGAUGUUGUUAUGAAUGAUAGGGAACCGGAUGAUGACAUUAUCGCUGCCAAACAGACGGAAUCGAAAGCUACGAAGGAUAAACCUCGCGCCAAACGAGAAAAGGCUACGAAAGGGGUGGAUUCUGGCACAGAGGCCGCUCCUACUGCGCCGAGGCCGCGAUCACGCGGGGGACGGAAAAAGGUUGCGACUACACAAGAGAUACCGGAUGAGCCUUCACUAGAAAAUAUCACAUAUGAAGCCGAGGUUCCAACGAUAGAUGCGGAUGCGGACGCAGAUGAAGAAGUUGAGGAUGUUGUGUCAAAAACUGCUCAUAAUAGUAUGCGAUCGAGGGCGGAUUCUCAAGCUCGACAACCUUCUCUUAAACGGCGGCGGGCUGGCAGUACAUCAGAUACAGAAAGAGGAGACCCAAGCUUACGACGAAAGCUUGGGGACAUGACGAAGAAAUACGAUAGUCUCUAUAUCAAAUACCAAGAUCUGCGCGAAAUUGGAAUCAAGGAAGCUGACCGAAAUUUUGAACGGCUAAGAAAGGACACUGAUGAGGAACGGAAGAGGUCUAAUACUAUGGUCGCGUCCUUAAAGGCCGAUGUUGCUGCGCAAGCUGCUCUGGCAAAAGAGUCUAAAGCGCUCAAGAAGACGCUCGAAUCGAAGGCUACGGAGGUUGCUACUCUGCAGGCCCAUAUCGCACAGUUAAACUCAUCUUUAUCUGAAGUACGAGCUGAGAACAAAACGCUCGUUGCUGAGAAUAAAACGUUAUCAGCCGAAAACAAGACCUUGAUAGCAGAGAGGAAGACACUAUCGGCUGAAAAUAAAACCCUAUCCAACAAACUAGCUGCUACCCGUAGUGCCGCGUCCGCUAUGGAGAGUCUCAAUAUUCCUGCUAGUGCUGUCAAGGCCAAUGGGGGCGUCCGACUGAUGGGAACUGCAGAGGCUGCUCAGACAGCACAAGCAGCACAGCUGAAGGAGGACUUGUACUGCGAUCUUACAGGCUUGAUAAUGAGGGGUGUGAAACGCGAAGCUGAGGAGGAUAUAUUUGACUGCAUUCAGACCGGCCGCAAUGGCACUCUUCACUUUAAACUAGCAGUGGCCAAUGAGAACGUGCGCGACAGCUAUGAUGAUGCGCAAUGCAGUUAUGUUCCUCAACUUGACCCCCGCAGAGACAACGACUUGAUGGAGCAGCUUCCGGACUAUUUGGUAGAUGAGAUUUCAUUUCCGAGACCACAAGCUGCAAAAUUUUAUGCGCGGGUGGUAAAAGCACUGACAACUUGA
Molecule: messenger RNA, 1602 nt
Organism: Venustampulla echinocandica
Lineage: Eukaryota; Fungi; Ascomycota; Leotiomycetes; Helotiales; Pleuroascaceae
Exons: 3
Coding region: 1-1602 (533 amino acids)
Biological process (GO): homologous chromosome segregation; meiotic sister chromatid segregation; attachment of mitotic spindle microtubules to kinetochore
Cellular component (GO): chromosome, centromeric core domain; mitotic spindle; nucleolus
Molecular function (GO): microtubule site clamp; protein binding
Source: RefSeq, a predicted model, not a curated record